GAUUUAGAACUUUCAGGGAGCUUCGACAAACUGGCUUUCGCAGACUCUUUCGCAUUACUUUAGAGGCAAGCAUCGCUGAGAAAGUGAAAGUGUUCAGUUUGUCGUUGUUUUGAUGAUAAAAACUUUCUCUGAUAAGGCAGAAAUCAUCUUGCAGGAAUAUUUGGGCAUUUCACCAAAGCAUCCGCACAACUUGGACAGUCCGCCAUCUUUUGCAUCAAGUUUACAUUUGCUAAAGUAUCCUACUAAACAUCCAAAUUUCUAAGAUAUUUUCGACAAAGCAUCCUGUCAAGAGUUCUAAUCCUUGGGAAAAUUUGGGUGAAAUUUUUCUCAACAAUCACCCCUAGAAUUUUGUUUAUUUUGCGGCAUUGAAAAUUGGUUGAACGGCUCACAACUGUGACACGACGCGAUGCCGAUUCCCACGAAUCAGUACAAAGACAUAGUAAAGGAUUAUGUCGCUUACAAACUACGUCAAAAUCAUAUUUUCGUUGAAGGAUAUAACCAAGACUUAAGCACGGAAACAUCAAGACAUCUGAGAAGGGUUGCCGAUGAACUUAUCGCGGAUAACCGAGACCUCUUCGAUUCCAUGUGCGACCAGCUUCAUUUAACUCCAACUACAACCUAUCCAACGUUUGUAGGAAUUGCUGACGAAAUCUUCCAGACUGGAAAAAACUGGGGAAGAAUUGUAGCAUUUUUUGCAUUUGGAGCUACGUUAGCUGUUUACUGCUCAAGAAGAGAAGAACUUUUUAACUUGAUCGAUGAUAUUGUAGAAUGGGUAUCGAGGUACAUGGAUCAGAAUUUAGCUGAAUGGGUCGAAGAAAACGGAGGAUGGCAAGGGUUCACAGACUUUUUCCAACCUGAUGAUUCACCAAAAAAGGAAGGCUCUGGCUCUGGAAGAGGCUGGGGAAUGGCUGCAGUUUGUGGUAUUGGUAUUGGUGCAUUACUUAUGCUUGCAACUAGGGGAUAAUUGCAUGACAUAUAUUGUGUGACAGUGUUGCGUUACAAUAUUGAUACUUUAAUAUUUAUAGUUUUGGAGACAGAGGUUUGAAACAUUAUUACACAAGGCUGCACAUGGUGCAGAACAUUAAGCCUGGAAUUUCUCAUGGUAGGCAUUAUUGUAAUGUCAAGGACAUUGGUCAGGAUUUGUAAUAAAAUAUCUUCAAAGAAGAGUUAUGUGAAUACAUGGGUGAAUGUCAUGUCGUAUAAGAAACUCCUGAGACACAAAAGUCUUGUCUUACCAAUCAGAAUCAAACCAUCUGACCAGCAAUAGACCAUUUCACAGAUUACCUCAGCCUGUCAUAAUCAAGCUGCAGUUACCACCACUUAAAGAUCAGUUUAAAAUAUGUCCAAAGUUCAAAAUUUACAAAGAAUAUAAUUAUUGUGAAGUUAUAACUAAUCAACCUUGCCAUACAUGAAUUUGUACUUGGUGGAUUUGAGGAACUUCAUCUUUUAAUAAGAUCAAUUUUGUAUAGCUGAGUUAUCUAUGAACAGUCCUGUGCCUCACACUAGGUUAUGCUUUAUUUUCUGUCUGGCACUUUUGAAAACUGGAAUUAAAUACCUUGAAAAUGUUCCCAAAACUUUCUGUGAACAUCAAUAGAGCGACUAACAAUGAAUUUUGAUUUUUGAAUACACUAUCUUGUGUAGGAAGCCCAUGUAAGCGAUCUGUGAUUUCCUAGUUCACACCACUGCACUACUAGUCAUUGAAUCAAUUGGCUGUCUGUAUUUGCUCUUUUAUUUAAUAUGUGCACGAUUGGUUGAUUGACAAGUGUCAGUUGUAUAUUAAUUCUUCAGGAUAUCAAUUGUUUUGCCAUAGUUUAAUUUCAAGUGAAAUUUAGAGUUUAUCAAAGUGGGGCAAAGUGGCAGGUUCCACUUUAAUUUUUGGCUUCUGUGGGACUGACAUCAUUCUCUCACACACAUAAAAUAAGAACGACUUGUAGAAAGUCUACAUGAAAGUGGGAGUUGAAACAAGUUUCAAAGCUACAGUUUUUGCCAAAAAUUGUUGGUCUAAAAAGUACUUGUGGUGUUGAUCCUUUAUUUGUUAUCAUGCUAUUCUUAAUAUUAUUUUGAUUAUUUUGAUUAUCCUUAUUUUAUAGAAUUGAUCUAAUCACGGUACUUUUUGUAUUGUUUAAAGCACAAAAAGUACCGUGAUUAGAUCAAUUCUAUAAAAUAAGGAUCAUUUGCUAUUAGUUUAAUAAAAAAAUUGUAUGAUCUAAUCAUUCAAUGACAUGCCAUCAUAAGGCAGUCGAUGUAUUUACGUUUAGUAGUAGUAUGUUCUUUCAAUUUCCCUAUUAUGUCAUACAAAUAAAAUGAUAAAAUGCCUA
Messenger RNA from Exaiptasia diaphana, 2318 nucleotides. Its product is annotated as apoptosis regulator R1. Bases 407 to 964 code for a protein of 185 amino acids. The transcript has 2 exons. Gene Ontology annotation, cellular component: mitochondrial outer membrane. Gene Ontology annotation, biological process: intrinsic apoptotic signaling pathway in response to DNA damage; extrinsic apoptotic signaling pathway in absence of ligand; regulation of apoptotic process. Gene Ontology annotation, molecular function: protein homodimerization activity; protein heterodimerization activity. NCBI's taxonomy places the organism in Eukaryota, Metazoa, Cnidaria, Anthozoa, Actiniaria, Aiptasiidae. The record is from RefSeq and is a predicted model, not a curated record.